Pseudopodoces humilis (Tibetan ground-tit) is the source of this 936-nucleotide messenger RNA. Lineage: Eukaryota; Metazoa; Chordata; Aves; Passeriformes; Paridae. The record is from RefSeq and is a predicted model, not a curated record.
UGAUCUCCGCCAUUUCUCGGAAGCCUCGGCUGAGGAGCGGCCCCGGCGCUGGGCCCGGCCCGGGCAGGAGGCCAAGGAAGCGCCGCUGCGCUGAAGCGCCGGGAGCUCGGGGUGCCCGGGAGCUGAGGGCGCUGCGAGCUGGGGGAUUUUUCAUUCCCAAGCUGUGGCCAGAUGGAGGAGGAGGAAAAGCCCUGGAGAUCUCGCACAAGGAGGGGCUGCAAACCCAGCCCAGGCAGCUGCGAGGAGGAAAGAUCCUCCCUGUGCCGGGAAGGUGGCCAGAGAUCCAGCCAGAGCUCAGAGCAGGGGGAGAAGCCCCACAAGUACUUGGAAUGUGGGAAAGAUUUCAGCCACAGCUCCAGCCUGGUCCGGCACCAGGUGAUCCACACUGGGGAGAAGCCCUAUGAGUGUGGGGAAUGUGGAAAGAGUUUCAGCUACCGCUCCAAACUGAGGGCACACCAGGUGAUCCACAGUGGGGAAAGACCCUAUGAGUGUGGGAAAUGUGGGAAGAGCUUCAGAGAUACCUCUGAACUGAUGAGACACCAGGUGAUCCACACAGGGGAACUGCCCUACACCUGCUUGGAAUGUGGGAAGAGCUUUGGGUGGAGUUCCAAUCUGAGGAAACAUCAGCUCAUCCACACCAGGGAGAGGCCCUACGAGUGUCCCCAGUGUGGGAAGAGUUUUCGGACCAGCUCCCAUGUCCUCGUACAUGAGCGGAUUCACACAGAGGAGAGGCCCUUCCGCUGCCCCGACUGUGGGAAGGGGUUCAAGCACAGUUCCCACCUCACCGUCCACCGGCGCAUCCACACUGGGGAGAGGCCCUACGAGUGUCCCCAGUGUGGCAAGAGCUUCUCCAGGGGCUAUCACUUGACCCAACACCAACGGAGGCACCAGUAAGGGAAGCCCUGCGAGUGUCCCAAGUGCGGGAAGAGCUUCGUG